This is a messenger RNA of Sphaeroforma arctica JP610, 916 nucleotides long. RefSeq lists its product as hypothetical. Gene Ontology annotation, molecular function: flavin adenine dinucleotide binding; oxidoreductase activity, acting on CH-OH group of donors. The transcript has 2 exons. The record is from RefSeq and is a predicted model, not a curated record. NCBI's taxonomy places the organism in Eukaryota, Ichthyosporea, Ichthyophonida. The coding region runs from base 1 to 894 and encodes 297 amino acids.
AUGUCGCUCUCAAAGUCUCUUCGAUCUCUCCCUGCUUCUACUAAGCAGGUCUACGACUAUGUGGUUGUCGGUGGCGGAAGUACCGGUUGUGUAAUGGCCAAUCGCCUCUCAUCGAACCCCAAUGUACGAGUGGCUUUACUGGAGACAGGCUCAGAUGAUAACACGCCGCUCAUCCGUAACCCCAGUGGGUUUUUCUGGACCGUUCCCUACAGUAAAAAGUACAACCAUCGAUACUGGACAACACCUCAGAAGAACUGUAAUGGUAGGAACAUGUUUCAGCCUCGUGGUCGCGGAGUCGGCGGCUCCUCUGCGAUUAACGCUAUGCAGAAUCACAUUGGCCCAUAUAGUAAGCGCAUUGUCAAAGCAGGCAACGAGUUGGGAUGGAAAACAACCGAUGACUUUAAUGAAGCAGACCAGUCUGGAGUAGGGUAUUAUGAGUACACACAGACCAAGGGUGGGCGCUGCAGCGCUGGUGUUGCCUUUCUUACCCCAGAGGUCCGAGCUCGCCCAAAUCUGGAUGUUAUCGUUGAUGCUCAUACCACAAAGGUAAUCACGGAAGGCAAACGGGCGACUGGAGUGCAUACAGUGGUAUCAGGCAGCUCAGAUUCUGCUAACCCCGUAACAUUCGAAGCGAAAAAGGAUGUUGUCCUGUGUGGUGGUGCAUUUAACAGUCCACAGUUACUGAUGCUUUUAGGAAUUGGCCCUAAGGACCAGCUUACUAAGCACGGAAUUGAUGUAGUACAUGAAUUGCCAGGAGUGGGUCAGAAUCUUCAAGAUCAUGCCGACAUUUGCGUGAAUGCAAAAACUUCGAGAAUAAGUAUGCCACUGCAAAUCGGGCUCACCAACCUACCAAGUCAGAUUAAGCACUUCUUCCUAGGUCUCUUCAUUCUUUAAAAGCAAGCCUGACAUUCCCGCU